Molecule: messenger RNA, 2130 nt
Organism: Aspergillus welwitschiae
Lineage: Eukaryota; Fungi; Ascomycota; Eurotiomycetes; Eurotiales; Aspergillaceae
Product: glycoside hydrolase
Exons: 3
Coding region: 1-2130 (709 amino acids)
Biological process (GO): carbohydrate metabolic process
Molecular function (GO): beta-N-acetylhexosaminidase activity
Source: RefSeq, a predicted model, not a curated record
AUGCGGUUGAGGGCACUGGGCACACUUAGUCUUGUUCUUGACUUCACCAUCUGCGGGUUCGCCCGUCUGGUGACGGUCCCCACUAUUCCAUUCGAUGAUAAUAACGGCACUUAUGCACUGUCCCAGCUCACCAAGAUUGUCGUGGAUACUCGUCACGCCAGUACUGUGGAUACUCAAGGCCAAACAUUAAUCCCGCCAACAUUGAGAGAGUUUGCUGCGACGUUCCAAGAGGACCUUCGAUCUUCGCUUGGAAUCAAUCUCCCACUCGUCUCCAGUAGCGCCUCCAGCGACAAUACAAUCUUCCUGACCCUCUCCAAUAACACGGGCUUCCGCGAUGUUGCGGGACGUUUCACAACGGAGGCAUAUGCCUUGCACAUCGACAACAAAGGAAUCACCAUCUCUGGAGCGAGUCCCCUGGGAGUAUGGUGGGGAACGCGCUCGCUAAUCCAGGCUGCUGUGGUCAGCAAACACGACCUUCCUCAGGGCUCUGCAAUCGAUGCUCCAGGAUGGGGAACACGCGGUGUCAUGCUCGAUGCCGGACGUCACUACUACCCACCCGACUUUUUGAUCGAAAUGUGCUCGUACCUGUCCUUCUUCAAGCAGAACGUCUUCCACCUCCACCUCAGCGACAAUCUCUACAACAACGUCGACCUCUACUCCACCCAGGAAUUCAUGGACCUCUACGCAGCAUUCCGGCCCUGGUCCGACGAUCCCGCCGUAUCUGGGUUCAACAAACGAGCCAACGAAUCCUACACGCGCAGCCAAUUCGAUCACAUCCAGCGCCAAUGUGCUCGUCGCGGUGUCACUAUCAUCCCCGAAAUAGAAGCCCCCGGCCAUGCCCUCGCCAUCGUGCAAUGGCGGCCCGAAUUAGGUCUAACAGACCUCAGCAUGCUCAAUAUCAGCCAUCCAGACACCAUCCCGACCAUGAAAUCCAUCUGGAAAACCUUCCUCCCCUGGUUCCACAGCAAAACCGUCCACCUCGGCGCAGACGAAUACUCCUCCUCCUACGUAUCCGACUACACCGACUUCGUCAACGACAUGCACACCUACAUCGCCGAGCAAUCCGACAAAGACACCCGCAUCUGGGGCACCUUCACCCCAUCGGAGGGCGCCAACGUCUCCAAAGCCGUCACCAUUCAGCACUGGGAAUACUUCGAAGACAACCCCUACUUCGACUACAUCAAGAAUAACUACUCGGUCCUCAACUCCGACGACGCCUUCUACAUUGUCGGGAAAUGGUCCGGAAGCUACCCGCAGUACCUCAACAAGACGCGAGUCUUCCACGGUGAUCCAGCAAACAACGGUCCCUACGCCCCCAACAUCUUCUCUACCACCAACGCAACCGACAACCCUUCAAGAAAUAACCCCUACGUUCUCGGCCACAUCGCCGCCCUCUGGAACGACUACGGGCCCAACGCAACGACCUACCUCGAGGCGUAUUACUCCUGGCGUGAUGUUCUCCCCGCACUAGCGGACAAGCAAUGGGGCGGCGAUAUCCUGGAAGAAGAAUACGAUGAUGUGUUCGAUGCCCUUCAUGCUGUGAUCCCAGGGCAGAACUUGGAUCGCCAUGUCCCAAGCAAGACGGAUCUGAUUCUACACUACAACUUCGCGAAUGCCACCGGAACCACAGUUCCAGAUUUAUCAGGGAAUAACUAUCACGCCACGUUCAAUCACACCUGUCCCAUCGAUACUUCUAACUCUACAAUCAGAUUCACAGGAACAUGCACCCUCACUACACCUAUCCAGAGCAAAGGAAGAGACUAUACCCUCUCUUUCUCGGUAUAUCCUUCCACAACUCACCCGUCACCUUUAUUCUCGGGGAGUGACUCGACACUCCUCAACGGCAACGGGUCAAUCAGUAAUAUUACCCUGGUGAGCGGCGGGAAUCCAUACACAUUGAACUACAGUCUUCCGGUCGGUAAAUGGUCGGAUGUUAGUUUAAUCGGAAAGGGUAAUAAAACUUUUCUUUCCGUUGAUGGUGGCGAAAAGAUGGAGUUUCUAGCGAGACUAGGGGUGAAUGGGGAGUCGUUAGUGUGGGCGCCCAUUGCGAUCGAGGCACCAGUGCAGAGGAUCGGGGAGGGGUUUGUAGGGAUGAUGAGGGAGGUUAAGUUGUGGGAGAGUGCGAAGUGA